This is a messenger RNA of Aphis gossypii (cotton aphid), 447 nucleotides long. RefSeq lists its product as uncharacterized. Lineage: Eukaryota; Metazoa; Arthropoda; Insecta; Hemiptera; Aphididae. The transcript is spliced from 3 exons. The annotation marks the transcript as partial. The record is from RefSeq and is a predicted model, not a curated record.
UAUAAAUUUUAUAGAAAUCCUCGUACAGCCGUAUGUUAUAGUUGGCCAACAGCAGAGCCUUCAAUGUGCCACUCUAGAAGAGAUACGCAUCCACCUUUACCUGCAACGUUGCGUGAGCUAGGUGAACAUUUGGACAUAAACGCAGACAGGUAUCAAUGUAAUGAUUCUCGUUUCUAUCAAGAAUGGAUUGUUGAUAAUGAUGACAAGUACAGCAUUAUGUUUGCUUGUCGUGAUCUCAUCAGUGCUGUAGUUCAUCAGGGUGCUACAGAACUACACGCUGAUGCCACAUUCAAAGUGGUCCCAUCCAUGCCUCAUUGUCGUCAAUUAUUUAUCAUACAUUUGAUCUUGCAAAACCAUUCUAUACCUGUAUGCUAUGUGCUUAUGGAAUCUAAAUCAGAAAAUGCAUACAGAAAAGUGCUAGAAAGAUUUCAGUCAAAAUUCAGUUAA